UGUGUGUGUGUGUGUCUGUGCGCAGAGCCAACAGGAGCUGAUGUGCGUGUUCUGGAUCAGAUGACAGUAACUAACAUAUCGGACCAGGAGGCUCUGGAUGACUUCCUCAACUCCACUAAUGAUGAUGACAUCAUUAGUGGAGCACAGGAUCAUCACAGCACAGGAUCAUCACUGACCUCAGGUCCAGACCUCGAGUCCUGCUCCUCUGAAUCUUCGAGUAGCCAAUCAACCCGAGCCCCUCCCACAACCAGCCAAGCGUCCAACCAGGACGCGGAGUGGGAGAAGGACGAGGAAGCGGCCAGUGAGGAGAGCGAUGAGCCUCUGGUGCAGUCGGACGAAGAGGAGGUCCAGCCGGACAUGUCGCUGGUCGGCUUACAGGACGUUGGCGCAAGAAGGGGCUCCGACGAGAGCGACCCCGCAGGGGACCUGUCCUCCGGGUAACCUAGCAACCAGGCACCUUGAAUACUGGGUAAACACUGACUACUGUUACCCCUCUGGUGCCCUCUUGAUUUGACUUGACACGGCUCCCAUCUCCAGCCAACAUGAGCAGCACUUCACUGCUCCUUUCCUCUGAGGUUUGAAACAAACGUGCCCUCUGGUGUUCAGAUGUUAAGGACAGUUGUGCUGAGCUGUCACUCAGUAGUGCUAACUAACUGAGACCUUGUCUAUUCACUGUUUACCCAAAGAAAUUGAUUUAAAAAAAAUAGAGAAGCACCGAUACCAUUUUUUGCUUCCCGAUUCUGAUACCUGAACCUACGUGUCAGCCGAUACGAGUACUGCUCAGAUACCAGUGCGUAAAUAUCCCAAAAAGUUAAACAGCUCAUAAUUCCCUCUCAAAUACAUAUUUGAUAUUGUUGUGAAAACAUCUCCUUCAAACAACUGUCUUUAUUCAAGUUUCUAGUCAAAAACUACAUUUUACCAGACUAAAUUUGAACACAUCAUACUUACCUUAUUACAUUUGCCCAAAUCUCAUUUUUUCUGAAUAGAGCUUGAACGCAUCAUGAUGUUACUCAAUGCAACCUCCGAUCAGCUGACGUGUAUUAGCUCUCCUCCUGCCGAGUUCAACACACAGAUUUGUUGUUCACAAUGUAGCAUCAUCAGAGAAAACAUAGAGCGCACCAGAGUGUUUAACCAAAGGUGUGAAGUACUGGUUUGCACUUGUGCAGUACUGAUAAGGAUGCACACAUCUGUAGCGAUUGACAUGUGUUGUUGUUUCCCUGUAGCUUGAAUGAGCUGAUAACGGGUCAUCUGAUCGGUGCAUAGUGUUGCGUACACGCCAAUACCUGAUCCAACAUUUUAGGCUCUGUAGGAGGCAUUUCUGACACUGGUAUUAAAAUUGAACAUGACAGUUGCCACAGUGCCAAGAUGUUGUUUGACUUGGCAAAGGCCUCAAUCUGUCUGUAUAACACCACAGUAUUCACAUGUACAGUAACCUCUAAUCUUAUUUUAGGUUCAGGCCAAUCUGUGAGAAUUUCUGUAUAUAGGAAGUGACCUUAAUAAACUGUUAAAGGCGUCAAGGCAUAGAUUUGUUUUGUAUUUCCCUUUGUGCUCACUAAUAUGCAAGAAGUAGCUGGUACAGCGACCGUCCUGUAGAUGGAACAGCUGCUGCCACUGUCCACCGUUUGUUAGCAGCAGGGCGGUCUUGAUGAUGCGUCGAUCUCACAAUAAAGUUCUGUAAACUACAA
This is a messenger RNA of Anarrhichthys ocellatus (wolf-eel), 1685 nucleotides long. Its product is annotated as dysbindin-A-like. Gene Ontology annotation, cellular component: plasma membrane; synaptic vesicle membrane; cytoplasm. The record is from RefSeq and is a predicted model, not a curated record. Gene Ontology annotation, biological process: platelet dense granule organization; anterograde synaptic vesicle transport; neuron projection development. NCBI's taxonomy places the organism in Eukaryota, Metazoa, Chordata, Actinopteri, Perciformes, Anarhichadidae. The transcript is spliced from 2 exons. The coding region runs from base 61 to 441 and encodes 126 amino acids.